AUGGAGACCUUCUUCCUUACCCUCAGUUUCCUGGGUCCCCCCAGUAUCCAGGGUCCCCCCAGUAUCCAGGGUUGCCAGGUUCCCCCGGGUCCCCCCAGUUUCCAGCGCUGCCAGGAUCCCCCGGGUCUCCCCAGUAUCCAGGGCUGCCAGGAUCCCCCGGGUCUCCCCAGUAUCCAGGGCUGCCAGGAUCCCCCGGGUCCCCCCAGUAUCCAGGGUUGCCAGGUUCCCUGGGGUCCCCUCCUUUUCCAGGGUCCCCUCAAUAUCCAGUGUCCCCCCAGUUUCCAGGGCCGUCAGCUUCCCCCGGGUCCCCUCAGUUUCCAGGGCCGCCAGCUUCCCCCGGGUCCCCUCAGUUUCCAGGGCCGCCAGGUUCCCCCGGGUCCCCUCAGUUUCCAGGGCCGCCAGGUUCCCCCGGGUCUCCCCAGUAUCCAGGGCCGCCAGGAUCCCCCGGGUCCCCCCAGUAUCCAGGGUUGCCAGGUUCCCUGGGGUCCCCUCCAUUUCCAGGGUCCCCCCAAUAUCCAGCGCCGCCAGGUUCCCCCGGGUCUCCCCAGUAUCCAGGGCUGCCAGGGUCCCCUCAGUUUCCAGGAUCCCCCGGGUCCCCCCAGUAUCCAGGGUUGCCAGGUUCCCUGGGGUCCCUUCCAUUUCCAGGGUCCCCGCAAUAUCCAGGGCUGCCAGGUUCCCCCAGACCGUUCCCAACUACUGCUGGAUCUUCUGAGUCAGUUGAGCUGCCUCCCUACCCUGUGUUCCCUGGACCGGUCCCCUUCGGGUCCCCUCCGUUUCCAGGGCUGCCAGGUUCCCCAGGGUCCCCUCAGUUUCCAGGGCUGCCAGGUUCCCCCCAGUAUCCAGGGCUGCCAAGUUCCCCCGGGUCCCCUCCGUUUCCAGGGGUGCCAGGGUCCACCGGCUCCCCUCAGUUUCCAGGGUCCCCUGGCUCCCCUCCGUUGCCAGGGUCCCCCCAGUAUCCAGGGCUGCCAAGUUCCCCCGGGUCCCCUCCGUCUCCAGGGCUGCCAGGUUCCCCUGGGUCCCCUCCGUUUCCAGGGCUGCCAGGGUCCCCUGGAUCCCCUCCCUUUCCAGGGUCCCCAGGAUCCCCUCUGUAUCCCGGCUCCCCUCAGUAUCCAGGGCUGCCAGGGUCCCCCGGCUCCCCUCAGUAUCCAGGGCUGCCAGGGUCCCCCGGCUCCCCUCAACCCACUCAUCCCCAGAGGCCUCCCUGUUUUUACUCCACCCACUACAAACGCAAAGCAAAGAGGGUUAAGCAGAUGGUCCCACCAGUGUACGACAUCAUGUUCCAGGACGAUGCUUCACUUCAGUCGAAUGUUACACAGGCUCCAACAGGGACUCCAAAGUCUUCCACCACCGCUGGUGUCGAGGACCAGAGGAGGAUGCCUGGGUUUGGUUCUGCCAGUAGGGGUGCCCUCCCUCCUCCACCUGCUGAGGACUCGUAGCAAGUGACUCUUAACAAUUCUUUUUUGAGUAGUUGUGUAAUGUCACUUCUGCACUUUUUAAUAAAGAAUUCUUAACUUUAAA
Osmerus eperlanus (European smelt) is the source of this 1518-nucleotide messenger RNA. RefSeq names its product pre-mRNA 3' end processing protein WDR33-like. The transcript is spliced from 7 exons. Gene Ontology annotation, biological process: extracellular matrix organization. The record is from RefSeq and is a predicted model, not a curated record. Bases 1 to 1443 code for a protein of 480 amino acids. Gene Ontology annotation, molecular function: extracellular matrix structural constituent conferring tensile strength. NCBI's taxonomy places the organism in Eukaryota, Metazoa, Chordata, Actinopteri, Osmeriformes, Osmeridae.